Molecule: messenger RNA, 539 nt
Organism: Cylicostephanus goldi
Lineage: Eukaryota; Metazoa; Nematoda; Chromadorea; Rhabditida; Strongylidae
Source: the annotation of a GenBank genome assembly
CUGGACUGGCUUGAAAAGAACAUCGUUGUCGACGAAAAAACGCGAACUAAACGCCAGGUUGCCGGUGCCGCAGCACUCUGGACCGACAAACGAGUAUACUACCACUAUGACGCUACUAUAGGUGUAGUAUAUAGUUCUUCUUUAAUUUUUGCUAUCUCAUGCACUUUUUUUUCAGGUGCUCGGAAGAAGAGUAUAGCGCAGCAAUCUUUCAACUAUCUUCAAGCCCGCACUUGUGUUACAUUUGUUGAAAAUGCAACUGCCCCGAAUCGUGUGCGUGUGUUCAAUGGUGACGGAUGUUGGUCAAGUAUUGGUAUGGUAGGGGGAGUGCAGAACUUAUCGCUAGGAAGUGGUUGUGAUGAGAUCGGAAUUGUAGCACAUGAAUUUGCUCAUACUUUGGGAUCUUUCCAUACGCAAAUGAGAAGUGAUCGUGAUAAUUACGUAACAGUUGAUUUGACAAAUGUACCGGUAAGUGUGUUUCAGAUCUUUGUUCAAGCUAAAGCUGCAAAGCUUUCGCUGACAGCAGCUGCAGACUCGUAAAU